CUCCUUUUUAAUUUCUUUUUUUCUUCUUUAAAGUGCAACUUCGAUCACACAAUUUCCAAGUCUUUCUUCACAAUACAUGCUGGGGAAAUUCCAUAACCUAAUAAUCUUUCCACCUGUGACUGAUCCACAAGCCGUGAUUGGUCCCACCAUCUAAAUUAGCGUCAGCUUAUACGAGCCGCAAGCCCCAAAGGCGUCCAGGGUUACCGGGGUUGCCCCCAUUUGUUAAAAGCCGCAGCGGUAUUGGCAGCCAUGGCUUCAGGUCCGCACAAUGUCUUCAAGCAGCCUCUCAAGCUGUUCUCCCAACAGCCCGUGACCGGAUUCUUCCGCGACGGUUACUGUCGCACAGGAGGAGGCAUCGACCCGGGCAAUCAUGCCGUCGCCGGUAUCGUAACCGACGAGUUCCUCGAUUUUUCGGCCUCGCGCGGCAACGACCUACGAACCGUGGGCCUAAAGGGCGGCUGCCGUUGGUGCCUAUGCACGGCCCGCUGGCUCGAGGCCUACCAGGCCUACCGUAGCGGCCGGGUCACUAACUUAGGCGUCCCGCGCGUCGACCUCGACGCCACUGAGGAUAGCGCGCUAAAGAUGGUUGACAUGGAAACUUUUCGACAGUUUGCUGUUCGGCUCGAUCAACCGACGAAUCCGAGCGGUAGUGGGAACGGGAAUGCGAACUAGUGUCGCGUAACCUAGAGCGAACAAUUCCUCUGCGUCAUACUUAUGAUGUGUGUAUGUAUUUAUCUUACUAUUUCACACACUAAGAAGGACAAUUAAUAUAGUCCCGGUCUGUUGCUCG
Hypoxylon trugodes is the source of this 790-nucleotide messenger RNA. RefSeq lists its product as uncharacterized. The record is from RefSeq and is a predicted model, not a curated record. The transcript is spliced from 2 exons. NCBI's taxonomy places the organism in Eukaryota, Fungi, Ascomycota, Sordariomycetes, Xylariales, Hypoxylaceae. Bases 250 to 672 code for a protein of 140 amino acids.